GCAAGCGUGAUAUAUGGAGAGCUCCUCAUCGCACACACAUAGUUUGGCGCAGUCUUCCGUCAUGACAACAGAUGAAGUGACGCUGGUAAGACCAAAUGCUCUUCUGCUAAAUCUGUUACAAUCUGGUGGUGCCAAGAAGGAAACCUUUACAAUGAAAGAGGUAAUUCACCAUCUUGGUCAGUACAUUAUGGCCAAGCAGUUGUAUGACAAGAAGCAGCAGCACAUUGUCCACUGCUCUAAUGAUCCUCUCGGAGAACUAUUUGGGGUACAGAGCUUCUCUGUUAAAGAACCCAG
Molecule: messenger RNA, 294 nt
Organism: Bufo gargarizans (Asiatic toad)
Lineage: Eukaryota; Metazoa; Chordata; Amphibia; Anura; Bufonidae
Product: E3 ubiquitin-protein ligase Mdm2-like
Exons: 3
Biological process (GO): negative regulation of apoptotic process; regulation of cell cycle
Cellular component (GO): nucleus
Molecular function (GO): ubiquitin protein ligase activity
Source: RefSeq, a predicted model, not a curated record